AUCCCUGCCCUUGUGGAGCUUACAAUUUAUUGGAGGGCGGGGUGAAACAGGAAAUAAACACAUAAGCAUGUAAAUAUAGUAUUUUAUGUCAGAUAAGAAGAAAUAAAGCAGGGUAUGGGGAAUAGAGAAGAGCCCUGGUGGCGCAGUGUUUAAAGCACUCAGCUGCUAACUGGAACCCACCAACCGCUCUGUGGAAAAAAGAUGUGGCAAUCUGCUUCUAUAAAGAUUACAACCCUGGAAAUUCUAUGGGGGCAGUUCUACUCUGCCCUAUAGGGUUGCUAUGAGUCAGAAUUGACCCAGCGGCAACAGGUUUGGUCUUGGUUUGAUGGCGGAUAGAGAGUGCCAAGGGUGGGAAGUGUUGCAGUUUUAUCAAGGGUGGUCAGGGAAGGGCCUUGCUGAGAAGGUGGCAUUUGAGCAGAGGUGGAGGAGUGAGCUGGAGAAUAGAUGGAUCAUAACAGGGUUGGACUGGAAAGUUAUUCUGGGCCCUUCUACCUCUUAUAAUCUAUAUUCUAGAGGCAAUACCACUUUAUGCUAAAGUCUUGAAUUAUCUGAGCUGGUGGGCCUUUGAGUGACCACCUUGCCGCUUCUCACCUGCUCACCUUGGUUCCUCCUAUCCUUUUCUAGAGUGGUUGGCAUGCUGCGCUUCCUGGUGCCCCGGCUGCCUUGCCUUCACGUCAGGACCACCCCGUACUCCUCGGCAGCAGCACUCCCAAGCCCCAUCCUGAACCCAGACAUUCACUACAACCAGCUGUUCAUCAGCAACGAGUGGCAAGAUGCUGUCAGCAAGAAGACCUUCCUGACAGUCAGCCCCACCACUGGAGAGGUCAUCAAGCAUGUGGCUAAAGGGGAUCAGGCACUGGAGACCUUGGACAAUGGAAAGCGCUUCCAAGAGUCUUAUGUCUUAGACCUGGAUGAGGUCAUCAAGGUUGCCAGCUGAGCUGACAAGUGGCAUGGCAAGACCAUCGCCAUGGAUGGUGAGCACUUCUGCUUCACUUAGCAGGAGCCUGUCGGUGUCUGUGGCCAGAUAAUCCCGUGGAAUUUCCCCUUGGUCAUGCAGGGCUGGAAGCUCGCCCCAGCAUUCGCUACAGGCAACACUGUGCUCAUGAAGGUUGCAGAGUAAACCCCCCUUUCUGCCCUGUACUUGGCCUCUCUCAUCAAGGAGGCGGGCUUUCCCCAUGGAGUGGUGAACAUCAUCACAGGCUACAGCCCAACGGCAGGAGCAGCCAUUGCCCACCACAUGGAUAUUGACAAAGUUGCCUUCACCAGCUCCACAGAAGUGGGCCACCUGAUCCAGAAGGCAGCCAAUAAUUCCAAGCUCAAGAGAGUCACCAUGGAGCUGGGUGGGAACAGCCCCAGCAUUGUGUUGGCCGAUGCUGACAUGGGCCAUGCCAUGGAGCAGUGCCAUGAAGCCCUCUUCUUCAACAUGGGCCAGUGCUGCUGUGUUGGUUCCCGGACCUUGGUUGAAGAAUCCAUCUAUGAAGAGUUUCUCGAAAGAACCAUGGAGAAAGCCAAGCAGAGGAAAGUUGGGAACCCCUUUGAGCUGGAUACCUAGCAGGGGCCCCAGAUGGACAAGGAGCAGUUUGAACAAAUCCUGAGCUACAUCCAGGUUGGCCAGAAAGAAGGUGCAAAACUUCUCUGUGGCGGGCAGGGUUUUGGGGAGCAUGGUUUCUUCAUCAAGCCCACAGUCUUUGGUGAUGUGCAGGAUGACAUGAAAAUCACAAAGGAGGAGAUCUUUGGGCCUGUGCAGCCCCUGUUCAAGUUCAAGAAGAUUGAGGAGGUGAUUGAGAGGGCCAACAACACCAGGUAUGGCUUGGCUGCUGCCGUGUUCACCCAGGACCUGGACAAGGCCAGGUACUUCACCCAGGCACUCCAGGCUGGGACAGUGUGGGUGAACACCUAUAACAUCGUCAUCUGCCACACACCAUUUGGGGGUUUCAGGGGAUCUGGCAGUGGAAGGGAGCUGGGGAAGGAUGGACUUAAGGGUUACACGGAGGCGAAAAAAGUCACUAUCAAGGGUCCUAAGAAGAACUCAUAAGAAUGGCCACCAUGAGACCAACUCCAGUCCACAGAUUCCACAGUCACCUAGACGAGUG
Molecule: messenger RNA, 2093 nt
Organism: Loxodonta africana (African savanna elephant)
Lineage: Eukaryota; Metazoa; Chordata; Mammalia; Proboscidea; Elephantidae
Gene: ALDH1B1
Product: aldehyde dehydrogenase 1 family member B1
Molecular function (GO): aldehyde dehydrogenase (NAD+) activity
Source: RefSeq, a predicted model, not a curated record